Messenger RNA from Drosophila grimshawi, 4112 nucleotides. It is a transcript of the gene yata, whose product is annotated as N-terminal kinase-like protein. Lineage: Eukaryota; Metazoa; Arthropoda; Insecta; Diptera; Drosophilidae. The record is from RefSeq and is a predicted model, not a curated record. Gene Ontology annotation, biological process: protein phosphorylation. Gene Ontology annotation, molecular function: protein kinase activity; ATP binding. Bases 529 to 3174 code for a protein of 881 amino acids. The transcript has 10 exons.
CAAAAAGCUGACGUACUCGGGAAAAAGUUUUAAAAUAAUUAAGGAAUUUAACUUCCAUCAAGCUCAGCCGAUUAGUUAUAAUGUAACAUAGUGCAACAAGAUACGUGUUAGUCUUUAAUUUUGCGUUUAGCUCGAUACGAUUUCGAUUUCCCAACCGAAAGUAUGUUGAAAAAUUGUUGCUGCUCAGCAUAGAAAGAGAAUAACAGUGGUGUAAAAAGAGUGUAUGUGUGUGUGCGUGUGCGUACGUGUGUAUGGGCAGGCAAAUUGUUGAUAAAUCCACAUAAGUGCAAUAACGGGAAACGAUAACAGCUGUCAAACGUAAGGAUACGACGAUAAAUGCAAAACUAAAAAUUACGCGCAUCUCUUCUGCUGAGCUAUAACAAUUCGUCAACAGUAACAUAGACAGCAACAGCUGUGUGUGCGUGCGUGACUGCGUUAGUGUGUGUGCGUGUGUGUGUGUGUUGUCGCUGAUUUUGUUAGCUGUUUGUCACCGGACGUAACAAAAUAUUGAGCCGUCGAGCAAAACACAUGAUGUGGUCGUUCUUCUCGCGCGACUCCUCCAAAGAUUUUCCAUAUGACAUUGGCGAACCAGUCGCUGGCUUCGACAACUAUUCCAUAUGGACACUGCACAAGGCCAAGCGCAAGACCACCCUCGAGGAGGUGUCCGUUUUCGUUUAUGAUAUACGCAGCGGCUCCGAUACAAAAUGUGAACUGGCCAAGGCAUCACUGAAGCGUCUCAAAACGUUGCGUCACCCAAGCAUCUUACAAUAUCUGGACUCGCUGGAAACGGACAAGAUGUUGUAUGUAGCCACCGAGGCGGUGGAUCCAUUGGGCACAUAUUUCACGAAACUAGCCACAGACAAUGUACAGAAGGGCCUCUAUCUCGCCUGGGGCAUCUUUCAAAUAACGCGUGCUCUCUCCUUUCUCAAUAACGAUGGCAAUUUGCGGCACAACAAUGUAUCCGCCUGGUCAGUGUUUGUCAAUGCAUCCGGCGAAUGGAAACUUGGCAGCUUGGAGUAUGUCGCUGCUGCCGAUGGCAAUCCAAUGCCACCAGUUAAAAUACCCGUCACACUGGAGGUCUACGAUGCGCCCGAGAAGAAUGAUCAGAGCAAGCUCAAAGCAGCAACCAAAUGCUCUGUGGACAUGUGGGGCCUUGGCUGUCUCGUAUGGGAGGCCUUCAAUGGCGUGCUGAAGCAACGUUCCAAUCUCAAAGACAUUGAGCACAUACCCAAAUCGCUGCAAUCGCUUUAUUGUGAGCUGGUCGGCGCAUCGCCGUCGAAUCGACCAAAUCCGGCGGAUAUUAUAACGCGCUGUCGCAAGCCAGGCGGUUUCUUUAAGAAUGAUUUGGUGGACACGCUGCUGUUUUUGGAGGAAAUCCAGAUCAAGGACAAGGCGGAGAAAAAUCGUUUCUUUAGCGGUCUAACGACGCAUCUGGAGAACUUUCCCGAUAAUGUUUGUAGACAUAAAAUACUUCCACAACUGAUAACGGCUUACGAGUAUGGCGAUGCGGGUUCCGCCGUGCUGGCGCCCAUGUUUAAGCUGGGCAAACUACUGGAUGAGCUGGAGUAUCAGAAGCGAAUUGUGCCGUGCGUGGUGAAGCUGUUUGCGUCAACGGAUCGCGUGACUCGCUCUCGUUUGUUGCAGCAAUUGGAUUUGUUUAUUGCACAUCUACAGCCUCCUGUGGUCAACGAUCAGAUAUUUCCGCAAGUGGCGCAUGGUUUCCUGGACACAAACGCCACCAUACGCGAGCAGACGGUCAAGUCCAUCAUCCAUUUGGCGCCGAAGCUCAACUAUAACAAUUUGAAUGUGGAGGUGCUGCGUCAUUUUGCGCGCUUGCAGGCGCGUGAUGAUCAGGGUGGCAUACGCACCAAUACCACAGUGUGCUUGGGCAAAAUUGCGCCACAUUUGCAUCCGCAGGUGCGACAACGUGUUCUUGUCUCGGCAUUUAUACGCGCAAUGCGAGAUCCGUUUCCGCCGGCACGUGUUGCCGGCGUCCUGGCCCUGGCGGCCACACAGCAAUAUUUUUUGCUCAGUGAGGUGGCCAAUCGUGUCUUACCAUCGUUGUGUUCGCUAACUGUCGAUCCAGAGAAAACAGUACGCGAACCGGCCUUUAAAACAAUACGUGGCUUCCUCGGCAAACUCGAAAAGGUCUCUGAGGAUCCAAGUCUGCGCGAAACAAUGGAGGCGGAUGUUCAUACGGCCACGCCUUCGAUUGGCAAUGCGGCUGCCACCUGGGCGGGCUGGGCCGUGACAGCGGUGACGGCAAAGUUCUAUCGCAGCCAAAGCGAUUCUUCCAGACCGCGGCCGCCCUUAACGGGUCGUAAUCUCUCCAAGCCAGCGUCAUUGGAACAACCUUCGAGCAGCAGCCUGUCGACGACAACAAGCAGUGUCACCUCAAUGACAUCCUUGGAGCACGAAAGUAAUGAUACCUCAGCCUCGGCAUCGGACUACGGCAACAACGAUUGGGACAAUGAGAACUGGGGUGAAAUGGAUACUUCACAGGAUCCGAGCAGUCCGCUGGUUGCCACCUCCAACAAUGGUCAACUGGUGGCAACUAAUGCGAUUAGCGAAGCGCGCGACGGCUGGGAUAAUGAGGAAUGGGGCAGCCUGGAAGAGGAUCCGUGCGAGGAGGAGGAGCAAGCGGAGCAGGAGCAACAACAGCAACAGUUGGCCCGACAAUCGAUAUCCUCAACGACAUCAUCCAGCCAGCAGCAACAGCAUCAGCGACCGCAUCAGCAUCAACAGCAGCUGCAGCAGCACGAGUUAAAUGAUCUGAUCGAACCGCUUGCCAAGCUCAAUUCACACAUCACCUUAUCGCCGUCGAGACAACAACAGCAACAACAACAACAGUCAACGCUGCGACCAAAGGAGCUGGCAAAUCUCUCGAGCAGCGCCACCACAUCUCCCACAACGCCAGGUGCAUUGACCAAUUGCAAUAAUAUAAGCCCGCCAUCAUCGCACAUGAAUAAUACGACGCAUAAUGCCAAUUGGAAUAGCGAUUCCUGGGCCGAUGGCGAAUUCGAGCCAAUCGAUGAGCCGGGCUUAGGCAACAGCAAAAUAGAUGAGGCGCGUCGCAAGCGCGAGGAGAAGAAGCUGCAACGUCAGCGGGAAUUGGAGGCGCGACGAGCGCAACGCGCCACUGGCCCAUUGAAAUUGGGGACUAAAAAGCUUUAAAAGGAUUUACAAAAUGAAUCGUGCAAAAGUGCUUUUGCAGUUCAUAGCAUAUUGUAUAUUUAUUAGAACUUAUUCCAAAACAAAAAAAAAGAAAAGAAACAACUAUAAGCCUAAAGUGUAUGCAUGUAUUUGUAUAUCUGUGUGUGUGUGUGUGUGUGUGUGUGUGUGCGUGUGUGAGUGUAUAUCUGUGUAUGUGUAUGCGAGUAUGCAUUGAAUGCAAUCUCGCAAACGUCUUAAGUCUCCAUUUCGAUUUUUUGCCCAUAGGCGCAUUUAAAGUUCAUAAAGCAGGCACUAUUUAAUUUAAGCAUUGAUAUUGUCUAAAUUCUCGCUAGCCUAAUACAUAAUAAUGUGUAAACACACACAGAGUCUAAACUAAAAAAAAAAGGGAAAAAAACAAAAACAAAAGCUUAGUUAACAGAAGAACAGAUGAAACUAACUGAAAAUAAACCACAAAAACUAGCUAGUAAAUUAUUUGAAAUUUAUUCAUCAUUAAGCCAAUAACUAAUGGGAUAAUGACUAAUCGAUGUGAAAUGAAAGUUGAUAUAUGGUGUAUAUUCUUGCAGAUACUUUUACGAUUUAUCAAGUUCUUAGGUGUUUAAAUGUAUUUUGGAUAUGUGUCAAGGAUUUAGCUAAGAAUGCUUUGCAGUUAAUAGAUUGAAGACAUAGUGUGGAUCAACCUGCUAAUCUCCAAACUCGUUGUAUAUCUAUGUGUGAUUUACUACAAACUCCAUUUCGAAUGGUCUGCCAUGUGUGCUUGUGUAUAUGUGUGUGUGUUUGUGUGUGUGUGCGUGCGUGUGUGCAACAGAUCCUUUAAUUAUUUGCUCAGCCAUUUUCAGAAUUAAAAACGAAACGAUAUUAGUAUUCCAGAUUUGACUUUCUAGGAGCGCUGUAAAAAUAAAAUUUAAAACCAACAUUUUUGCUGUGCAAAUUGCAGCAAA